AUUUUUAUCAAUAUUAAGGACGAGUAUUUUACGAGGGCCUCGGGGUUUCGUAAUGUUACGAGUUGAUUCCUGUAGUGCGUGACGUAACUUGCCUUUAAAACACAUCAGUUGCUUCACAACGGACGUCGAUAGUUCAAAGUAUCGAAUCUGUACUCGUGUACUAUCGUUACUGUCGCACAGGAAGACUCAUUGUUAGACAAGUUAUUACAUACCUAAGAAGUAGUCCUGUCAUUGGUGGAAUUCUUUGUGUACUAGGAAAGAACUAAGGGAUUCAGCGCGUAGUUCCUUUGAUUGUCCAUUUUUGGACGUCCGUUUCAGAUCAUAUUGUAAGACGGUGUAUAUAAAGCCGUCACUACUUCAUCCGCCAAGAUUGAGGCCUUUAUUAUGGCAAUAUUGAACUCCGAGAAAGGUAUCCUCAAAGAGGGGUACCUUUUUAAACAAAGUAGGCAUGUAUGGAAGCUAUGGAAAGCACGGUACUUCGUGCUCCAAACAAAUGGCUUGGUAUAUUACAAAGAAAAAAGUGACUUGGAGUGCGCUGGAAGGCCCCUAGGAGUUUUAACAUUUCGAGAUAUGUCAAUGCACAUCGAAGAAGUUGGCGAAAAGAAGCGAAAGUACUGUUUAAAGAUUCACUCGGAAGGAAAAAACUAUCUUCUAUGUUGUUUYUCCGAGGAGGAGAGGAAUGGCUGGAUGACGGCGAUUCUCACUGCUGUUACUUCUUAUUUACUUGCUGUUCGUGAUGGUGCUUCUGAGGUGGAAAUGCAUGGACUAUCUGGCGAACCUCUGCCUAGGUCGAUAUCUUGUGAGGCUCUUUCAAGCUUGUCUCUCAAGGGCUUAGCUCACACUCGUAACAGACUCGGGUUUGGAAGCAGCGGAGACCUUGAUCGUAUAUCAAAACACGCAAACCCGGCGACUUCAACUCGACCACGAAGUCAGRUCCUUGCGCCGCUUUCCAAACGAAAGCUUAAAGCGUUUUCAAUGUGGGAGACAACGAAAUGGAGAGACAGUUAUAUUAACUUCUCAGAGAUGUAAAGAGAGGUGCUAUUGUACCAUAAUUGAUAACUGUCGCCAMGAGGGCUCGACUUAUAGAACAAUAUGUCAGUUGUUUACAAUGUAUACUUCUGUCCAACACCUUAUGGAUCAAUUUUUARCGUUUUAACUGUUCAAAUUUUAAUUUAUUUGCUGCUUUAUUGUGCUCAGAUGUUCUUGAAUUACACGCAAUCUACAGUGAUUGAUCGAAGUGCAACAAAGAACAUCGUGUUCCUUGAUAUUGCGUCCAUUGCUUGAUCGCUGAACUGUUAUUAUUUUGACACACUUGUAAAUAACAAAGCAAGUAUGCAUUUAUUAUAUCAAAAAAAUAUAGAAACCAAGACUAAGAAGAAAUAAAUUAAUAAUUUAUUAUUUUAUCAUAGGAGUUGUUAGAUAACAAAUAAAAUAUAUAAGAUGA
Messenger RNA from Exaiptasia diaphana, 1444 nucleotides. Its product is annotated as arf-GAP with coiled-coil, ANK repeat and PH domain-containing protein 2. The record is from RefSeq and is a predicted model, not a curated record. The transcript has a single exon. Gene Ontology annotation, molecular function: GTPase activator activity. Lineage: Eukaryota; Metazoa; Cnidaria; Anthozoa; Actiniaria; Aiptasiidae. The coding region runs from base 385 to 1029 and encodes 214 amino acids.